Messenger RNA from Pichia membranifaciens NRRL Y-2026, 1368 nucleotides. RefSeq lists its product as hypothetical. NCBI's taxonomy places the organism in Eukaryota, Fungi, Ascomycota, Pichiomycetes, Pichiales, Pichiaceae. The transcript is spliced from 2 exons. The record is from RefSeq and is a predicted model, not a curated record. Gene Ontology annotation, molecular function: dol-P-Man:Man(5)GlcNAc(2)-PP-Dol alpha-1,3-mannosyltransferase activity. Gene Ontology annotation, cellular component: endoplasmic reticulum. Bases 1 to 1368 code for a protein of 455 amino acids.
AUGUCGGCGGUCUCACAGAGAAGAGUCCACGUGACUGCGAUUACUGAAAAUCGACCUGGUAUUCUCCAAAAGGCUUACAGGACUAUAAAGCACUUGAUCUGGACAGUACUGUACGAUCCGGAUAUCGUCGGUCCAGUGUGUGUGCUAUUGUUUUUGCUGGAGGCCAUGCUUCUUGAAUUCAUCAUUAUUAAGGUUCCGUACACGGAGAUUGACUAUAGCACAUACAUGCAACAGAUCGGCCAGAUAGAGCGAGGCCAAUUUGACUACAGCAAAAUCAAAGGUGAUACGGGACCAAUAGUGUAUCCUGCGGGCUACGUUUUCAUCUAUUCAUGGAUGAAGGUGGUUACCGACGGGAUGAAUAACAUCGGAAAAGGCCAAGAGUUGUUCAGACUCUUGUAUUUGGUGUCGUUGGCCCUAACUUUUCUCAUCUACAUACAAGCGUCCGGAAUCAAGAAAAUAAGACCGUACCAGCUUUAUCUUUUGGUCCUGUCCAAGAGGCUGCACUCGAUCUAUGUGCUAAGGCUGUUCAACGACUGCUUUGCAACGUUCUUCGUGCUCGGAACUAUUUUUUUGUUGCAGGUUGCUGCAAAGCUCAAGAGCAAGUCUUACUGUUUUGGCGUGAGUGUCAAGAUGAACGCGUUGUUGUAUCUUCCAGGGCUGGUCAUCGUCCUCUAUUUUCUAAACGAUGAGAACCUGGUCAAGUUGUCUGGCAUGAUUCUUUUCGGUGUUGUCGUUGAGAUCGGGAUCAACUUCCAGUUCCUCACCCAGAGCGCAACCGUGCGCAGCAACUUUAUCCACAACGCGUUCGACUUUGGCCGCCAGUUCAUGUACAAAUGGACGGUGAACUGGAGGUUUGUCGACAAGGAGACCUUCCAGAGCAAAUCCUUCCACAACCUGCUUCUGGCGCUCCACGUAUCUGUUCUUCUGCUAUUUGUCUUUGCGAGAUGGCUCCACAGGCGUGAGACAGGCAAGGCACCCACCGAACUCGUGCUCAGAGAUGGCCUUCUCAGGUUCUACAAAAACACCAUGGACCCCAAACACGCCAUUCUCCACCCCGCCGGAGGCGCACGCUAUGUCGCCCUCGUCAUGAUGACCAGCAACCUUGUCGGCGUCCUCUUUGCCCGCAGCUUGCACUACCAGUUCCUCUCCUGGUACUACUACAGCGUGCCGUUCCUUCUCGGCGAGGCCGGUUUCCCACUCGCCUUGAGCGUCCUCCUCGUCGCCGUGCACGAGUGGACCUGGAAUGCCUACCCAUCUACAGCAGCCAGCAGCAUCUCCCUUGUCUGCGUUCUCUCCGUCCUGACCUUCCGUCUCCUCUUCGCCAUCUCUCCGCCGCCACCAACCUCCGAUAAGGCCAAGCACGAGUGA